Medioppia subpectinata is the source of this 540-nucleotide messenger RNA. NCBI's taxonomy places the organism in Eukaryota, Metazoa, Arthropoda, Arachnida, Sarcoptiformes, Oppiidae. The record is from the annotation of a GenBank genome assembly.
AUGGCCUUAAAGCGGAUCCACAAAGAGUUGACAGAACUUCAAAGAGAUCCGCCGCCGGGCUGUACGGCCGCACCCAAUGGCACCGACUAUUUCCAGUGGUCGGGCAGUAUUGAGGGUCCGCCGGACACUCCCUAUUCGGGGGGUGUGUUCAAAGUUGUGAUCGUAUUUCCGGCCGAUUACCCGUUCAAAGCGCCGCUCAUUUACUUCACCACAAGAAUAUUUCACCCAAACAUCAGCCAAUCGGGUACUAUAUGUUUGGACACAUUGACCUACAACUGGAGCGCCUCACUUAGCAUUGGCAAAGUGCUGAUGUCUAUACAGCAACUGAUGGCCGACCCCAACCCCAGCGACCCCCUCGACGGCACGAGCGCUCGUAUGUUUCGCAAUAACCGGGUUAAGUAUAACAAAACGGCCCGACAAUGGACUCGAGAGUACGCAUACCCACCGCCCGGCUAUGUGUUCACUACUACUCAGACUACUACCAGUGCGGCCAACAAUGAGGACAGUACGGGUAGCGGUGGCUCUACUAGUAGUUGGUAG